AUGACGUCGUCGAGUACAAUCUGCGGUGGUUUUAAAUCAGGCACUGAGGUGAAGCUGUGUGGACAUGCCACUCUGUCGACUGCUUUUGCAUUACACGAUGCAGGUCACGUGACUUCGCGCCAAACGUUUCACUUCCACACGUUGAGUGGGGUGUUGGUCUGUCGUUUUGAGGUGCAGAGUGAGUCACAGAAGGUGCUCGUGCUGAUAGACUUCCCGGAACAACCCACGACGCCUGCAGGGCCUAGUGUGGUGUUAAAGGAGCUGGCCUCUGCGCUAGGCAUUCAGCCAAAUGUCAUCGUUGACGUGAAGCGAGCGACCACAGAUCUACUCGUUCGUGUGACAUCUGCAGGUUCCACGACGCUCGUGCCGGACUUUGUGCAACUGGCCAAGUAUGACGUACGCGUUGUCGCUGUUACUGCUGAAGCACCCGCCGAUAAUGCGUUGAACAUGGGCAUCCAAAGCCGGUUCUUUGCUCCUCGUGGUGGGGUGAACGAAGAUCCGAUCACGGGUAGUGCGCAUUGCGCCUUUGGGCCGUACUGGGCUCCACUACUCGAGAAGACGACGAUCAAAGCACAGCAAUUCACCCCUGUUGAGGUGGGUACAUCACAUUGGACCUCGUGGCGGCUGGACCGGGUCGCGUUCUAUUGAAGGGCGAAGGGGUUAUCGUCCUGGGCGGUCAACUUCCUUCAUCGCCG
This is a messenger RNA of Phytophthora infestans T30-4, 695 nucleotides long. RefSeq lists its product as uncharacterized. Gene Ontology annotation, cellular component: cytoplasm. Gene Ontology annotation, molecular function: isomerase activity. Gene Ontology annotation, biological process: biosynthetic process. The transcript has 2 exons. Bases 1 to 648 code for a protein of 215 amino acids. Lineage: Eukaryota; Oomycota; Peronosporomycetes; Peronosporales; Peronosporaceae. The record is from RefSeq and is a predicted model, not a curated record.